AUGGCAUAUGACCGUUACGUGGCCAUCUGUAACCCCCUGCUUUAUACAGCUCUCAUGUCCCCGAGACUCUGUAUCCAGCUGGUGGUUGGGUCAUUCCUAGCUGGGUUUGUAAAUGGAAUGAUCCAAACUAUUACCACGUUAAAAUUAUCCUUCUGUGGCCCCAAUGUCAUUGACCUGUUCUUCUGUGACAUCUCCCCGCUGUUAUCACUCUCCUGCUCCGAUACCAGCAUCUAUCACAUGAUCCUUUUGGCCGUGGCUUGUGUGGCUGGGGUGUUCACCAGCCUGAUUAUCUUCAUCUCCUAUGUUUUCAUCCUCUCCACCAUCCUGAAGAUCAGGUCCACCGAGGGGAAGCGCAAAGGGUUCAACACCUGCACCUCCCACUUGACGAUCGUCACCAUAUUCUAUGGCACUGCUCUAUUUAUCUAUAUGCAGCCCAACACCAAACAUUCACGGGGUCAGGAAAAAGUGGUCUCAGUGUUCUAUACGAUGGUGACCCCCAUGUUGAACCCCUUGAUCUACAGCCUGAGGAACAAAGAG
This is a messenger RNA of Chrysemys picta bellii (western painted turtle), 537 nucleotides long. RefSeq names its product olfactory receptor 5G26-like. The record is from RefSeq and is a predicted model, not a curated record. Gene Ontology annotation, molecular function: olfactory receptor activity; G protein-coupled receptor activity; odorant binding. Lineage: Eukaryota; Metazoa; Chordata; Testudines; Emydidae. Gene Ontology annotation, cellular component: membrane. Gene Ontology annotation, biological process: sensory perception of smell; G protein-coupled receptor signaling pathway.